Penicillium antarcticum is the source of this 3735-nucleotide messenger RNA. RefSeq lists its product as uncharacterized. The coding region runs from base 1 to 3735 and encodes 1244 amino acids. Gene Ontology annotation, biological process: endosomal vesicle fusion; autophagy; vesicle-mediated transport. Gene Ontology annotation, cellular component: cytoplasm; fungal-type vacuole membrane. The transcript is spliced from 3 exons. Lineage: Eukaryota; Fungi; Ascomycota; Eurotiomycetes; Eurotiales; Aspergillaceae. The record is from RefSeq and is a predicted model, not a curated record.
AUGAUGGCUUCAGACCAUGGAAUUGGUCCCCGCAAGAGGCGAAGGAUCAGUCCUUCAGGGACUAUGCCUUAUGUGCUGAGGUCCCUCUUCGAGGAUGUCCCGUUGGCAACCGAGCAUAGCUCCGAUGUCUACAUCACUUGCGUUGAAUACUGGAAUGAAAAUCUAUACAUCGGUACAUCUGCAGCCGAGAUCCUGCACUUCGUAUGUCUUCCGCCAGCUUCCCCGGACGAGUCCAAUGAACCCACCUUUAUACUGGCUUCCCGAUUACCUAUAUUAUUCGCCCACAGCCCUCCAGCGGAAAGUGACCAACGAGGCGUCCGACAAAUAGUUAUCUUAUCCUCUGUGGGCAAGGCAUGUGUUCUUUGCAAUGGCACUGUUACAUUCUACAUGCUGCCAGAGCUCAGCCCAGCCUUUGGAACUACAAAGGUCAACCAGUGCCGCUGGAUCGGUGGUUUAGAUCUCAACCGGGAUGCAGAAGAAGAGGAAGACCCGACAUUGAUGAUCGCUGUGCAGAAUAGGAUGAUGUUGGUCCAGAUUGGAGACGAGGCGCGCCGGAUCAAGAAGAUCGAGUUCCCCGGUUGCUUGGUAGCGGCACGACGAGGAACCAUUGCCUGUGCUGCUGAUGCACAUUCGUAUUCAUUGCUUGAGGUGGCGCACCAGCAGAAGAUCCCCCUCUUCCCUAUCUCCUCUUCGAGUGAGGUCUUCGAGUCGGGACAUGUUGAAGACAUGAACCCAGCACCACCGACUCCACUCAAGCGUUCUCCCUCUUCUUCAUAUCCAGAUUCAUCACCGGUUGACCCCCGCGGACAUGGCCGAAGCAGCAGUGCAAAUACCUUUGUGGGGAUGCUCUCACCGCAUGCACAAGGAGCUCAGAUAGACAGAUCGCCGUCAGGGACACCGGAUCCUUUCACAUCUAGUGGAACCCUUCGAAGAUCGAGCUCGGAAGAGCGUGAAGGUGGAAGUUCUCCCAAGCCUGAAAAUCAAGAACCAGACAACCACUCUCCCAGCAACGACAGCUUGAAGCCAUUACCGCCUGUACCGCCACCAACGAAGCAUAGCUCGAAGCGUCUGCAGCCUCAUGUAGUGUCCCCGACACCAUCAGAGUUCUUACUAGUCACCGGAACUGAAGCAACUGAACCGGGUGUUGGAAUGUUCGUUGACAUGGAUGGCGAAGUGGUUCGCGGCACAAUCAACUUCCAUCGAUUCCCAAAGUCAGUUGUAAUUGAUACCGGUGAAAGUGAUCAAAUAUUCCAACCAAGUGAAGAUGCGAAAGAAGAAUUCAUUCUCGCUGUCAUUGAAGACGACGAAGAAGGAGAGUCUCGAACUCGACUUGAAAUCCAACGCUGGGAUGAUGACCCAGGCGAGAUCGAGCGGAACAAGAGAUGGAUAGAUCUUCCGUCACCGGGAGAAGACCAAACUAUUCAAGUUGGUCUCAAGCACACACUCAGCCCCAGCCAUCUCGAGCUAAAUGAGAUCGGCAAGCUGCUACAAAUGGUCCGCCUCAAAACACCUCUAUUAUCACCUCAUGUUCCAGUGGCAGACCCAAGAACACACGCAUCUAUUGAACAGCUUCAGAAAGAAAAGGAACUGUUCGACCCACAAGAUUUGACGGACUCCGAGGGACCGAAAAAAGGCUCACGCUCAUCAGAGCAAACCUGGGAGGAUCAACGGAAUGCCGAAGAAGCAAAGUUCGCACAUGGACUGGGUAAGGCUCAGAGCAGCCUCAUCUUGUGGUCUGGUUCACAAAUAUGGCGUGUUCUACAGAACCCUUUGGUAGUCCAACUCGAGGGCACUCUGCAAAAGGCCCAGGAGACAAACGAAAGCGACCAUACGGUGCUGCAGAGAGACGCUGUCUUGGACUUGCUGCUAUCAAUUCAGGACACAGAGCCAAAGACUGAAGCUGAAUUCAUUGGGCUCAGCUACGUGAAACAAAAGGCAUGCCUCUUACUCUAUGGAGACCUUCUCUCGAUGCAGCCGAACGACCGUAGCGAUUCAGCAAUCAAACAGACCGAACAAGCAUUGGUGGCUGGAAACCUUGACCCUCGCCUGGCCUUGCUGCUUAUUCCCCUGCUGCGAUGUGAAGUGCUACAAGGCCCACAGGGUAUAUGGAUACACGCCGGAUUGGCAUCAAUGGCGGUCAAGUACACACAGCAAGUAGGGAAAACGGGCGUUGAAACCUCGGGUUUGGAUGCUUCCCGCAGCCCAGUUCUUAACAUGGUGAAGCGCUUCCUCUUGUCUUGGCAACAAAAGCGAGGAUAUGGCAGUAUUACCGAUGAAUCCUAUGUGUUGGAUAGCACGGAUGCUGCACUAUUGCACUUGACCUUGGAACAAGAUGCCUACCUCACCCCUGACCAGCGUGCAGCGUCACCUCUUCGCUCCGAGCUGAACAAGCUGGUUGAUAACUGGAAGGGCAACUUCGAUCGGGCAGUGAUGCUACUUGAGACAUACAAGCGGCUGUAUGUGCUGAGUCGUCUAUAUCAGAGCCAAAAGAUGUCUCGGAAUGUGCUCAAGACCUGGCGGAGAAUUGUGGACGGGGAGACGGAUGCCGGUGGUGAGGUCUCCGCAUCUGGCGUAGAAAUGCAGAUGCGUAGAUACUUGGUGAAGAUCAAGGAUGCUCAACUGGUCGAGGAUUAUGGCGCUUGGCUGGCUGGGCGAAAUCCCGCCCUAGGUAUCCAGGUAUUCGCGGACAAUGCUAGCCGGGUUAGGCUGGAGCCAGCAGAUGUUGUUUCUUUGCUCAAAGAGCGAGCUCCCAAUGCUGUUCAGGUCUACCUGGAGCAUCUGGUGUUUGCCAAGAAUUACACACAAUAUGCCGACGACCUGAUCUCAUACUACCUGGACACAGUGAUGUCCGUACUCGAGUCAUCCCCAGAAGCACGAGAAUCUCUAGCCGAUUCCUACUCAACCUACCGGGCCCUACGUGCCCCAAAACCAACAUACCUAAACUUCAUCACGGAAAACACACCCGCAGAACCGUGGUGGCAGUCCCGCCUCCGCCUCCUCCAACUCCUAGGCGGAAUCUCCAGCUCCCAAUUCUCAUCCCAGCCCCUAUCAACAGGAAUAAGCUACUCAGUCCCAGCCGUCCUAACCCGCAUUGAACCAUUCCAAAACGAGCUCGUCUCAGAAUGCAUCAUCCUAGACGGCCUCCAAGGCCACCACCGGGCCGCCCUCCGCCUCCUAACCCACGGCCUAGGCGACUACGACUCCGCAAUCCGCUACUGCCUCUUCGGCGGCCCACGCAGCUCCAGUUCUUCAACAGGAACACCACCAGACCUAGCAGAACACACCCUACAAUCCUCCCUUUUCCGCCACCUCCUAGACGAAUUCCUCCAAAUCAAAGACCUAUCAGACCGCAUCGAGCGCACAAGCGAUCUCCUCGCUCGCUUCGCGGCCUGGUUUGACGUCCGUGAAGUCCUCGAGCUCGUACCGGAGGACUGGAGCGUCGAUAUCUUAGGCGGUUUCUUCGUGCAUGUCUUCCGAACUCUCGUUUCGCAGACGAGAGAAUCACGCAUCGAGCGGGCCCUCAGCGCUGGUCUUAACUUGCGUAUUGGUGCUGAAUAUAUCGAUGGUAUGGAGAAGGUUGGGCCUUGGGUUGAAGAAGCCGAAGGCGUGAGACGGUUGAAGGAUCAGCCGAAAGAGGUUUCUUCGCUGGCUGGUGCUGGUGCUGGUGCUGAUGCUGAUGCCGACCAUGACUCUGAGUUUGGGGAGACGGUGGAGCCUGGGGAUGUGGGCCAGUAA